Messenger RNA from Aquila chrysaetos chrysaetos, 4234 nucleotides. RefSeq names its product transcription elongation regulator 1 (gene TCERG1). Lineage: Eukaryota; Metazoa; Chordata; Aves; Accipitriformes; Accipitridae. The coding region runs from base 279 to 3272 and encodes 997 amino acids. The transcript is spliced from 21 exons. The record is from RefSeq and is a predicted model, not a curated record. Gene Ontology annotation, cellular component: nucleus. Gene Ontology annotation, molecular function: transcription coregulator activity; RNA polymerase binding.
GGCGCGGCGGCGGCGGUCGGUCGGGGCGCCCGGCGGGGUCCCCCUUGCCGUCGUCGGCCCCGGCGCUCUCCGCCUCGCUGGCAGUGCAGGUCGGCAGGAGCAGGGGCUGCCCUGCGGUCUGGGCGCUGAGCCGCGCGUGUGUUGCCCUUCAUCUUCUCAUAACCUCUGUUUUUUCCGAUUUUGAGUCAUCAUGCCAACAUUGGUAUUGCACUGGCAGUAAAUGGUGGGCAAAAUUGUUUUCCUGAGAGCAGCAGAAGAGCGUUUGUUGGUUCCAAAGAAUGGCUCAGCAGCAAGCACUGAGAUUUCGCGGUCCAGCUCCCCCACCAAACGCAGUCAUGAGAGGCCCACCGCCUCUCAUGCGACCACCUCCACCUUUUGGUAUGAUGCGAGGUCCUCCUCCACCACCUCGCCCCCCUUUUGGACGUCCUCCAUUUGAUCCAAACAUGCCUCCAAUGCCACCUCCGGGAGGGAUUCCUCCACCAAUGGGACCUCCACAUUUACAGAGACCACCAUUUAUGCCUCCUCCCAUGGGUAGCAUGCCACCACCUCCUGGUAUGAUGUUCCCUCCAGGAAUGCCGCCUGUCACUGCCCCUGGAACACCAGCAAUGCCCCCAGCUGAAGAGAUAUGGGUAGAAAACAAAACUCCAGAUGGCAAGGUCUAUUUCUAUAAUGCGCGUACACGUGAGUCAGCGUGGACUAAGCCAGAUGGGGUCAAAGUUAUUCAGCAGUCGGAGUUGACGCCGAUGCUGGCUGCGCAAGCCCAGGCCCAGGCGCAAGCCCAGGCCCAGGCACAAGCAGUAGGUGCCUCCACACCGACCACCAGUAGUCCUGCAUCUGCAGCGUCUCCAUCCACGUCCUCGAGUACUCAGUCCUCCACAACCUCUACCACAACCACAGCCACUUCAGUUUCACAGACGAUUUCCACACCUACCACACAAGACCAGACCCCAAGUUCGGGUGUUUCAGUUGCCACACCAUCAGUCAGUGUUUCAACCUCUGCUCCUUCUGCUACACCUGUGCAGACUGUACCCCAGCCAGUCCCACAGACAUUGCCUCCUGCAGUUCCUCAUGCAGUACCUCAACCAACUGCAGCAAUUCCUGCUUUUCCACCAGUAAUGGUACCUCCAUUUCGUGUCCCCCUUCCUGGCAUGCCUAUUCCACUUCCAGGUGUAGCAAUGAUGCAAAUAGUCAGCUGCCCGUAUGUAAAGACAGUCGCUACCACCAAGACCGGUGUCUUGCCAGGCAUGGCCCCUCCCAUUGUACCUAUGAUCCAUCCUCAGGUUGCUAUUGCUGCUUCACCUGCUACGUUGGCUGGAGCAACAGCAGUCUCUGAGUGGACAGAGUACAAAACAGCAGAUGGAAAGACUUACUAUUAUAACAAUAGGACUUUGGAGUCAACAUGGGAAAAACCCCAAGAACUGAAAGAAAAAGAAAAAAUGGAAGAGAAGAUUAAAGAGCCAAUUAAAGAACCUACAGAGGAGCCUUUACCAAUGGAGACAGAAGAAGAAGAGCCAAAAGAAGAACCUAUAAAAGAACUUAUAAAGGAGCCAAAAGAGGAAGAAAUGACUGAAGAAGAAAAAGCAGCUCAGAAGGCCAAGCCAGUUGCAACCACUCCUAUUCCAGGAACCCCAUGGUGUGUGGUGUGGACUGGCGAUGAGCGAGUUUUCUUCUAUAACCCUACCACUCGUCUUUCUAUGUGGGACCGACCAGAUGACCUAAUUGGAAGAGCUGAUGUGGACAAAAUUAUUCAAGAACCUCCUCACAAAAAAGGAAUGGAAGAAGGAAAAAAACUUAUUAGAGAAGAGCAUGAAUCUACAGAGGAAGCAAAUGAAGAUGAGCCUAUUAAAAUUAAAAAGCGCAAGAAAGAUGAUAACAAAGAUAUUGAUUCAGAGAAGGAGGCUGCUAUGGAAGCUGAAAUUAAAGCUGCUCGAGAGAGAGCCAUUGUCCCUCUGGAGGCUCGGAUGAAACAGUUCAAGGACAUGCUUCUAGAAAGAGGGGUCUCUGCUUUUUCAACAUGGGAGAAAGAGCUACACAAGAUAGUUUUUGAUCCUCGUUACUUACUUCUCAACCCGAAAGAAAGAAAACAGGUAUUUGAUCAGUAUGUGAAAACCCGAGCAGAAGAAGAGCGCAAGGAGAAGAAAAACAAAAUAAUGCAGGCCAAGGAGGAUUUCAAGAAAAUGAUGGAAGAAGCAAAGAUUAAUCCAAGAACUACUUUUAGUGAAUUUGCAGCCAAGCAUGCUAAAGACUCGAGAUUCAAGGCAAUUGAAAAGAUGAAAGAUCGAGAGGCCUUGUUUAAUGAGUUUAUCACAGCGGCAAGAAAGAAGGAAAAAGAAGAUUCGAAGACCAGAGGUGAGAAGAUCAAAAUGGACUUCUUUGAACUACUGGCUAAUCACCACCUGGACAGUCAGUCUCGCUGGAGCAAAGUGAAGGACAAAGUAGAGACUGACCCCCGUUACAAAGCAGUGGAUAGCUCUUCACAGAGGGAAGACCUUUUCAAACAGUACAUAGAAAAAAUAGCUAAGAAUUUAGAUUCUGAAAAAGAAAAGGAGCUGGAAAGACAAGCUCGCAUUGAGGCAAGUUUGCGUGAACGAGAAAGGGAAGUCCAGAAAGCUCGUUCAGAGCAAACCAAGGAAAUUGAUAGAGAACGUGAGCAGCACAAACGGGAAGAAGCUAUACAAAACUUCAAAGCGCUUCUAUCUGACAUGGUGCGUUCUUCAGAUGUGUCAUGGUCUGAUACCAGAAGGACUCUACGUAAAGAUCAUCGAUGGGAAUCUGGCUCCUUGCUAGAAAGAGAAGAGAAAGAGAAGCUCUUUAAUGAACACAUUGAGGCACUUACCAAAAAGAAGAGGGAACACUUUAGGCAACUUCUGGAUGAAACUUCAGCGAUAACUUUAACAUCAACAUGGAAAGAAGUGAAAAAAAUCAUUAAAGAAGAUCCAAGGUGCAUUAAAUUUUCUUCGAGUGACAGGAAAAAACAAAGGGAGUUUGAGGAAUACAUUAGAGACAAAUACAUUACUGCCAAAGCUGACUUCCGAACACUAUUGAAAGAGACCAAAUUUAUAACGUACAGAUCCAAAAAGUUGAUCCAGGAGUCAGAUCAGCAUCUGAAAGAUGUAGAGAAGAUACUACAAAACGACAAGCGAUACCUGGUACUUGACUGCGUACCAGAAGAGAGACGCAAACUCAUUGUGUCCUAUGUAGAUGACCUGGACCGUCGAGGCCCGCCUCCACCACCCACAGCUUCAGAGCCUACAAGACGAACAACAAAAUAGUUAUGAAAUACUCUUAAGCCAAGAGUAUCUAUUAAAUCAAAAAGCUUGCAUGAGCCAUCUGUCAGGUUUAUACAUAUACAUUACCGUGAAUAUAUUGCAAAACCAUCUGAGGAGCAGAGGAAGAAGCAGCAUUUGUGAACAUAAAAUGGUCUCAGGGCUGGGAGAAGGGGGGAUGACCAACAACAAAAAACCCACAUUAAAGGUAUUUAUGAGUUUCUUUGGGGCAUGACUGACAAAAAUCCGAACACGUGGGCUGUGUUUGGUAACUUCAGAUCUCAGAGCAAUGCAGUAUCUGUAUAUGAGGUGUGAGUGUCUGAUAUUUGGAGGCGUUCUUCUCAGCAGUGUCACACAUGUGAGUCUUAAGGAUGAUCACGCUUGUGGUUUGAACUUGUACUACGUGUGUGCCGCCAGCCUCCUAAUGGUUACCUGCGGUCCCUGGCUGAGGAGGUGAAAUGCUGUCUGAUAGCUUAAAUUAUUGAUUACUGAAGACCGCGUUCUGGAAACACAAGUCCCAAUUCUCUGCUUGCUCUCACCCUUGUAAAUGGAACUAAAUCCAUUAAAGCCAGAGUUAGAACUGAGAGAGGAGAAUUAUAACUAAGAGACCAAAUUAAAUUUGUUCACAGGUCUGCUUUGUUCCUUACCCUAUCCAUGAAUUAGAAGCAAAAUCAGGUUGCUCUGCCCAAGUGAAGAUUUAUCUAGUAAUUUUUACUCGAAGUUGGAAACACUUGGUAAAUAACAGUGGUUACUGGAGCAGAACAGGACGGUUGUAUAAACACAUUUUUAUUUACGAUAAAGUGAUCUUUACAUACUUCUGGAUUAGACUGUGGAUUUCCCCUCUGGGCAAUUCUUGUAAACUAUACUCCUGUUUUGAAUGUUAAACUUGUGUUUCUAAAGUUUAAUUUUGAAAUGUUGGGAUUGUUCAGUUUAUGUAUUUGAACUACAAUAAACCAACCCUUUUUAUA